AUGAAGUUCACUGGAUUGACCAUUUCACUCGCCCUUUCUGGAUUGGGCUACUCCGCCGCUCUUCCGGUUCUCGGCAAUGUCGAAGGCCCUCUUUCUAGCGUCGGGAGUGCCGUUGGUGGUGUCUCAGGCUCCGCUGCUAAAAUUGUUGCGCCUAUCACUUCUACCACUGACGGCCUGACUGGCAGCAUCAAGCGUGACGAUACUGCUGCCCUUGGGGAGACCGUCCAGACCAUUCCAAGCCUUGCCAACAGCGCUGUGCGCAUUGCUGGCAGUGCUGUCGGUACCGGUGAAAGCCUCGUCUCUGGUGUCGCUGGUACUGCUGAGAAUUCUGUUGCUGGUGCCGGUCCAGCAGCGAAGCGUCAGCUCAACAACCUCGUUGGUAGCACUCUUGGAAGCGCCGUUCCCGCCAUUAUUCAAGAAGCUAAAGCUGGCGGCCUGGCAGGCGGUAUCAAGCGUGAUGGACCUGCCGCACUUGGUGAAACGGUCGAGACCAUUCCCGCUCUUGCCCACAACGGUCUUGCCAUUGCUGGAAGUGCCGUUGGUACCGGUGAGAGCCUUGUCUCUGGCGCUGCUGGUACCGCAGAGAACGCAGUUGGCCAUAAUUAG
Molecule: messenger RNA, 606 nt
Organism: Penicillium expansum
Lineage: Eukaryota; Fungi; Ascomycota; Eurotiomycetes; Eurotiales; Aspergillaceae
Exons: 1
Coding region: 1-606 (201 amino acids)
Source: RefSeq, a predicted model, not a curated record